Messenger RNA from Brugia pahangi, 1620 nucleotides. NCBI's taxonomy places the organism in Eukaryota, Metazoa, Nematoda, Chromadorea, Rhabditida, Onchocercidae. The record is from the annotation of a GenBank genome assembly.
AUGAAUGAACGUUGCUCCAAAACGCUCAGAUUACGUGGUUCAUAUUGUGACAUGUCAACUUCAGACUUGCGAGAACGUCUUCGUAAAUUAGCGGAGCGUACUGCUAGAGAACUACAAGUCUCUCAAAAGAAGAAAGAACAGGGAGAUCAGAAUCAAAGCGCACAAAGUGAUGGCGAUAAAGAAAACAGUGUACUUACAGCUCCGACAAAUACACGCAUGACUUGUACAGCUCCGACCAAGCUUUUAAAAAAUAUUAACAUGGUUAAGACGCCAUCUAUUCCAGAACCUGCAAUACAAGAUUCAUCAUUGAAACCGAGUAUUAGUGCAGUACCUUGUACAUCUACCGUUAAUAAUUCGAAAACUGGAACUUCUCUUGGCAUUCCUAUAGAACCCAUUAUUGCAACAUCAAAAUCCCCUGAUCAAAUCGAGAAAGUUAAUAAUUCUGUUACGCGGUGUAGCAAGUCAGCCAGCAGAUCAGCUGAAGACAGGAAAAAACGAACUGCUAGUGCCCAUGUUGAGCAAUCAACAGGUCCGAAUGGUGAUGGUGUGGCAACAUCAGCAGUCCACGCAUUACGUCGUUCAGAAUCUGCUUCCACUUCUCGUCCUAACCAUUAUGUUUACGUAAAUAGUCAUCCGUAUGUUGUGAUCGACUUAUUGGGUAAAGGAGGCUCCAGUAAAGUUUAUCAAGUAUUAGACGAAAGACAGAAGAAAUUACGUGCAGUGAAGUGUGUUGAUUUAUCGGAAGCUGAUUAUUGCUGCCGCAGUGCCUACUUAAACGAAAUCAAACUGCUGCUUAGUUUGAAGGAUACAGGAUGUGUUGUGGAGAUGUUUGAUUAUGAACUUCAUGGUGAUUUCUUGUAUGUAGUGAUGGAAAAAGGUGAUACCGAUUUGGCAACUUUUCUGAAGACUCGGAGGAAUCAAAUUGAUGAUAUAUUUAUCCGAUUUUAUUGGAGUGAAAUGUUAAAAUGUGUGCGUACUAUUCAUGAAAAAGGUAUUGUCCAUUCUGAUUUGAAACCGGCAAAUUUUCUUCUUGUCGGCGGAAAUCUAAAAUUAAUCGAUUUUGGAAUUUCGUCUGCUAUUCCAACAAAUAAGACGUCAGUAAUGAAAGACACACAGAUGGGAACACUAUCUUAUAUGCCGCCAGAAGCUAUUGCAGGUUCAAAUGCUUCAGUGCAUGAUGGAAAAGAGAUUUACAAGGUUCGUAAAAAAUGUGAUGUAUGGGCUUUGGGUUGCAUAUUGUAUAACAUGGUUUAUGGACAUACGCCAUAUCAAAUGUGGACAAACCCAAUCCAAAAGAUGCAUGCUAUUUUGAAUAAACCAAUAGUUUUUGAGAAAAUCGAAGAUGCUGAUUUAAUGGAUGUUUUAAAAAGAUGCUUAACAAGAGAUCCCGACCAGCGAUCUAGCGUUGAGGAAUUACAGAAACAUCCAUAUUUGACGAGAAAAGUUCGUAAAUGUAUGGAUGAGUCAGUUUUACCGCAGGAUGACAAUGAUUUAAUGAAAGUGGCUGAGGAUUUACGGAAUUCUACACCGCGAACUUCAGCACGAAAGCUUCGUGAUCUUAUGCAACGACGAGAUCCAACAACUACGAGAAAAGAUCUAGUGAUGAGCAAAUUCACUUGA